This is a messenger RNA of Aspergillus wentii DTO 134E9, 2431 nucleotides long. Its product is annotated as HET domain-containing protein. NCBI's taxonomy places the organism in Eukaryota, Fungi, Ascomycota, Eurotiomycetes, Eurotiales, Aspergillaceae. The transcript has 2 exons. The record is from RefSeq and is a predicted model, not a curated record. Bases 232 to 2406 code for a protein of 724 amino acids.
CAGCAAAGCACCACAUAUAGCAGAAACCCUCACUUCUCACGUGAGAAAAUCCUCUCUUCCACCAGCCCAAGCUGCCAUCUCUGCAGUAGUCUAGUCAAGUUCUAUGGCUGGACCUACCCAGGCGCAGACUGGGAGCGUCAUUUGGAAGUGUAUCGCCGGUUAUGCUUUCACAAGGAUUGCAAUGAAUGCGUGGGGAUACCCCGGGACUCGCUAUGCAGAGUAUGUAGCCAUAUGCGGCUGGGCCAUAUCAUCCGCUGUGGGCUUUAUGGGUAUGAUCUGGAUAUAGUGCAGCGGGAAAAGUACUAUAACAAUGCAUUCGGGUUGUACGGGGUUCACUUGAUCUUGGGGCGUGUGGAUGAGGUACAGGAACGAUCUGAUUGUUCAACAUGUGCCGUGUUUGCGCCAGAGAUAGCCAGACUAGCGCCACUGAAGGGCGUCAAAGCAGACGCGGAGGUGACGUUGUCUGUGACACUCGAACCGGGGAGCUUGAAUGGUGUAGACUUUGACUAUCAAAUUGAGAUGGAGCUUAAUAGCGACAUUCGGAAAGCGAUUUCUACAUACUAUGGAACUGUAGACCCUCAGUCAGGAAAUUCUUUAAUCUCGAUUCAAAGACCAGAGGGGCAUAUAGAUUGGCGCAAAGUGUCUGGCUGGCUUCGUGAUUGUGACACAGAUCCUCAAAAACAUCAUACACCCUGUUAUAAGGAUAAUGUGCAACAUCUCCUACCCGGGUUUCGUGUCAUAGAUGUGCAGAGACGAUGUGUGCAACGAGCUCCUCCAUUCUGCAAUUAUGCAGCAUUAAGCUAUGUCUGGGGGAGCGCAGGUAGAUCAUUACAAGCACUUACAUCGAAUAUCGACAGCCUUUCGGUACCAGGGUCAUUAGCAGAUAAUAGUGUAUCAGCUGUCAUCCGACACGCGACGAUAGUAUGCGAUAAUCUCCAAGUGCGCUAUCUCUGGGUAGACAGAUUAUGCAUUCUCCAAGACGAGGAUAUAGAGAAGAAAAGCCCCCACCUAGACGCCAUGGGCAGGAUAUAUAACCAUGCAUAUGUGACGCUGGUUGCGCUCGCUGGCGACAAUGCCGAGUACGGUCUUCCUGGCGUGGACAGACGACCAGCACGAUGGACAGGAACGACACAGGGUCUCUACCUGCUCAAUGAAAAAUCUCCCUAUCCGCUAUUGGUCAGACAUUCAAAAUGGACAACUCGCGGCUGGACAUUCCAGGAAUCAAUGCUCUCCCAGCUUUUAUUGAUGUUUUCUGACAUGGGUCUCUUUUACGAGUGCAACGGGCGACAUGGAUAUACAGAUGAAGAGGCAGGAAGCGUGGAUACGUACUACAAGGCUCAGAUCGGGUUGACGAAUUACCGGAAGCUGAUAUAUGAGUAUACAAGCAAGGAUCUUACCUUCGAGUCAGACAUACUAAGAGCGUUCACGGGCAUAUUGCAUGCAGUUUAUGGGACUAACCAUUAUUUCGGCAUCCCGUUCGAAGAGUUCACCAAUGCUCUUCUCUGGUAUACAGAGGAUGGAAAGUAUCCACCACGAACCACGGAUGGGGAUGUAUUCCCAUCCUGGACGUGGCUAUCCACAAGAAAUACCGUCAAGAUCGAUCGUGACAUCUGGCCAGAUUGGAAGUCAAGCACCGCCUCGCUGGCUAUCUGGGCGAUUCCGUCUGGGAAUUCAUUCAAAUGUAUCCCAAACAUAUCCAAAAAGCGCCAUGAAGUUGGAGAGCAGGACGUGAAAGAGCAUCUCCAGACAGAACUGGCGGUGAUUAUAGCCUGGCGGGCAGGUUGUUUUCCCGAGACGUUCUCAGCAGAACUGGGCUUUAACUGUGCCUGGCGACAAUACGAAGACGCGAUAAACGAAAACUGGUCAUCACUGGCUGACAUUUGCGAUGCGGCACAAGGUAUUGACUCGCGCACUCUGUUGAUCAAGAAUAUGAAGACCAAAUUCCCUCUUUACCAACGCUGCCAACCCGGCCAUACCAUGGUGCACACCCAAUCUCUCCAUCUGCGCAUCCAACCAGUACAGCACAAUCCGCAUUCAGAAUAUACUCAAUAUGGGAAGCUCCAAGAGGCAACUGGAAAGGUCCUCGGAUGGAUCGACGAAGAAACGGCAAACUGGGACCUGAUCGAUCUGAAUACCGAGUAUGACGUUAUAGCUCUUUUCCUCCGCUGCGAUGCCGACGUGUCUGCCUUCGACCCUCAUGUAAAUGGGUCGGCGUACGCUGCGUUAAAAAAAUCGAAGUUUUCUUAUCCUGUGGAAUUAAUUGUGAGCGAGAGCACACAGCUGAUCGUGUAUUUGAUGGUGGUGAAGUCAGAAGAUGGGAUCAGUAGGCGAGUUGCGCUGGCGAAAAGUCACUUCGACGUUUGGAUUGAUGCAAAGCCGAAGUUUGGGACUUUUACUCUUGCCUAGUUACUAUGACAGAAUACCUCCAGAG